UUUGUAUUUGUCAAUAAAAUCUGAAAGUGUGGAUCAAGUGUAUCUCAAUAAAGUGUGAAAAUUGUUUUUUAUUUAAUUUCCAAUUAGAUAAAAGUUAAAUUUUACGCUUUAAGAUUGUCCACACAAUGUUGAAACCAAAAGCUUUAACUCAAGUACUAAGCCAAGCAAAUACGGGAGGUGUUGAAAAUACUUUGUUGUUAAAUCACCAAGGAGCGCUUCUAGCGUAUUCUGGAUAUAAUGACAAGGAUGCCAGAGUAACUGCUGCUAUAGCCAGCAAUGUAUGGUCGGCAUAUGAAAAACAAGGGAAAAAUGUAUUCAAAGAAGAUAAGCUCCAAUUAAUAUUAGUCGACUGUAUGAACGGGAAAAUCGCAGUGACACAAGUUGCAAAUCUACUUCUAUGUCUGUAUGCUAAAGAAACAGUUGGGUUUGGUAUAUUGAAAGAAAAAAUAAACGCUAUAGCACAGUAUUUAGAAGGACCUUUGAAACAAGUGGCUAGUUCAUAAAAUGUGUUUGUUUUGAUUUUAAACAAAACAAAGUCAAGCCUUUUGUUGAAGAAAAGUAAUAUAUGCUAAUUAACUGUUUAUCUAGUACAAAGCUAAACUUUUCUAGUUUAACUGCUUCAUAUGAACAUAAUUUAAGGAAUGUUUAUGCUUUAAGUGUAUUUUUAAGUAAAUUAAUACAUGUUCAUGUCUAUAAAUUUUGAUAAAUAAAACUGAUUUUCUAUGUAAUAUAA
Molecule: messenger RNA, 733 nt
Organism: Pectinophora gossypiella (pink bollworm)
Lineage: Eukaryota; Metazoa; Arthropoda; Insecta; Lepidoptera; Gelechiidae
Gene: Lamtor2
Product: ragulator complex protein LAMTOR2 homolog
Exons: 2
Coding region: 126-503 (125 amino acids)
Biological process (GO): positive regulation of TOR signaling; cellular response to amino acid stimulus
Cellular component (GO): Ragulator complex
Molecular function (GO): molecular adaptor activity; guanyl-nucleotide exchange factor activity
Source: RefSeq, a predicted model, not a curated record